AAGGACUGUGUGGGAUAAUUCACAGAAGAAUUUGCUCUUCCCCCUCUUGGCUUUCUCUGGAGUUGGACACAAACUGGAAUAUAUUUCAGUAAGCGUGGGGAGUUGUACGUCAGUGAGAGAAACUAGAGCUUUUUUCAGAUACUGUUGAGGCUUAGCCUCAUCAGGUUACAACAGCAGCAGUCAGACCUGCACUCGUCUCCUUGGGCUAGGAUUGAAGAGGCAGAGAAGGGCAGAGGUGUGCUGGAUGGCAGCCACAGCCAGGCCUCAUGGCAGGAGGUGCCCGUAACACACAGAACUCUAAUCACAUCCUCUAGGAGCCACAGAGGUGAUACAGUUCAUGUGGAUACACUGAAAAGGUCGUGUGCCCAUGAGGUCGUCCAUGCUGGUCCUGUUCCUCUUCUUAAGUGCCCAGGCUGUGGCCGCAACCAGAGGGGACUUGUACACCACCACCACAGCGGCACAGGAAAACACUCCAAGUGACAACCCCGACUCUGUCCCGGUUGUCGAUCCCAAACUGUUCACCAAGCGCCACUACCUCUCACCCAGAGUGCUUUUCAGCUCUCAGCCCCCUGAUGCAGAGCCAUCGGGGUCACAGGGUGCUAGCAGAAGGACCCGAAGGCAGGCAGGGCAGCCUCAACACCGCGGGAUGUACUCAGUAUGUGAGAGUAUUAGUGUCUGGGUGGUCAACAAGACCAAAGCCACGGACACCUUAGGCAGAGAGGUGACAGUCCUCCCAGACGUGAAAAUCAACAAUGUCAAGAUGAAGCAGUACUUCUUCGAGACAACAUGUCAUAGCCCUCGAUCAGGCAGCUCAGGCUGUUUAGGAAUUGAUGCGAGACACUGGAACUCCUACUGUACUAAUUCACACACUUUUGUGCGAGCGCUGACUUCAUUCCAGAACCUGGUGGCGUGGAGGCACAUACGCAUUAACGUGGCCUGUGUGUGCGUGCUCAGCCGCAAGUCCUGGCGGCAAUGAAGACUUACGACACGUGCACACAGGUUCACAAACCCAAAUGCAGUACAUACAUAGACAAGCUAACAGGCAGGCAGAAGUGACUUUUUUCACAUAAUUUAUCACCAAAAACUUCUCAACCUCUGCACAAAGUAAAUUAUUAGUAUAUGUCAAAGUAUCAAGACUGCAUGUAUACACACCAGACCUGGGUCAAAGAGUAUCUGCAGCUGGUUUUGUGUUUUGUUUUUUGGUUGUUUGUUUUGUUUUUUUGUUUUUUUACCUGUUUGAAGUACCACGCUACAGGGGCUGUAGCUGUGCCGGUAUCUAUUUUAGCUGUGGUUUAUAUCAGACUCAGCUUAUGGAAAUUCAAUACGCAGCUAUGUGCUCAGUUUGACAAGUGUUUGUGCUCUGGAUUUAUCAUAACUUUUAAGCAUUACACUGAAAAAUGUUCUAAAAUACAGACAGGAAAUAUUUUUUAUACAUAUACACAUAUCGCAUACAUUCAUGGGUCAUGUUUGCUAUACUAAAUGCACAAAAUGCUAUUGAUGAUCUGAAGCUAAACCUACCCAAGUAGUUUUGUUGGCAAACCAUAGCAAAACCUAGCACAACUGUUUCCUCUGUGGCUCAUUGCAACCAUUUCCUCUCUGUUUUCAGCAUUGCUGUAUGUGAUGUUUCAAGCACAAACAUGUGCAUCUUUUAAAUGCCAAAGGCUUGGAAUUAAUUUGGUGGUGUAAAAAUUCUCCAAAUUAUAAAAUUAUAUUCUAUUAUACACUUAUUGUAUUUGGUGUAUCCAACCAGUAAUAUAAAAGUGGCAACGCCAUGCUCCAAAUGAGUGAAUUUAAUGAAUUUUUGUAGCAUCAUUUUCCAGCGUUGCAUAGUCCCGAAAAAGUCACCUCAUAAGUGCAUAAAUUUUCCAAAGGAGAAAAUAGCGAGAGAGACAGGUCUGAUGUGCAUACUACCUGACUAUACACCUAAAUAGUCCACAAAAAUAAACUAAACAUGGAAACAAACUAAUUAAAACAUUAGGAAAAAGUAGUAGCUUAGUGUAAUAAAACAUGGCCUCAAUAGCAUUUCCCCCCCUCUUACUCUAUGGAAACUUUUUAGCUCCAUACAUUUACAAAGGUAAAUAGGAGGCGUAAUAAAUAUUUAUCAUCCAGGAGCAACAAUCAAAUGCCAGGAUGCCAUAAUGACAGGGAAUGGAAACAAAGACCAAACCAAACUGCAGACGGAAGGUAAAUUUGCUGAUGCAGUGCAAUUUAAAUGGAGAACAUUCUAUAGUGUAUAAAAAAGCAUGUAAGAUUAAUUCUGUUCCAUCGCAUUAAGGCAGAGCAUACAGGUACAAGUGGAUGAUCUUUUGCUUUUAUACUUUACUUUCAAAUUAUCACUUAUACCACAUCUACAAAUACAGACCCAAAAUGCAGCAGAACCACAGCUAAAUGGCACCUUUACAUGAUGAAUGAUGAUUAUGAGAUCUGCUCCAAACAUCCAUAUGUCAUUCAGACUCUGAAAAUGGUAAUUAAGGAAACCAGUUUCAGCUGUCUGACUUUUCUUGAUUACUAACUGCUCAACAAAGAAUUUAGAAAUACCUCUGAAACAAUAUGCAGUGUGUGUCUGAUCAUUUGUAGUCUAGUAUCGCUUUUGAUAAAUACAAAUAUUGCUUAUAUAAUUCUUUUAUUUUGAUGCAGAUAUAAUUGCUAUCUUAGUGCUUAAGGCCUGAACUGAACUUGUGUUGCUGCAGUAGUUUAUAUAUAGCUGUUAUGAAUGGAUCUCCCAACCCAAACUCCUCUAAUGUAACUGCGCUAUGACAUUAGUUUGACACUUGAAGAUAUUAAAGACAGAAAUAUGUCCUUUACUUAUAUGCUGAUUUUUUAUUAUGUUGGACAGCUAUUCGGUACUUGCAGAAGGUUUCAUUCACUGUUGUUUAGUUAAUGCCUGCUGGACAUGGUAAGGGGGUUUAGACUAAAUCACAGGAACAUUUUAAAGCUGCAGCUUUUACAGACACAGACCUUGGGUUUAAUGUGAUGUGACUUGGUUCCAGAAAGCACAGGCUUAAACCUGUCUUAACCUUAAACUGUAGCUCAGCUUAUGACAGAGCAGCAGCCUCCAGGACUUUUGGCACAACAACACAGUCAAGCUUCUUUUCUGCCAGUCAUUAUACUGUCAUGCAGCCCACUUACUGAAGAAGACUAAAUCAAUCCACAACUUUGCAAAUACAAUUUGACCCAGGCCUGA
This is a messenger RNA of Oreochromis aureus, 3184 nucleotides long. It is a transcript of the gene ngfb, whose product is annotated as nerve growth factor b (beta polypeptide). The record is from RefSeq and is a predicted model, not a curated record. Bases 368 to 976 code for a protein of 202 amino acids. NCBI's taxonomy places the organism in Eukaryota, Metazoa, Chordata, Actinopteri, Cichliformes, Cichlidae. Gene Ontology annotation, biological process: memory; regulation of neuron differentiation; positive regulation of peptidyl-serine phosphorylation. The transcript has 4 exons. Gene Ontology annotation, molecular function: nerve growth factor receptor binding; growth factor activity.